Molecule: messenger RNA, 6987 nt
Organism: Rotaria sp. Silwood1
Lineage: Eukaryota; Metazoa; Rotifera; Eurotatoria; Philodinida; Philodinidae
Source: the annotation of a GenBank genome assembly
AUGCAAGUAAUCAACAAGCAAUUAUUCAUCAUAUUUCUUUUCAUUAUUUAUUCAUCAUGUUUGUACAGUUUAAUAGAACAUCAUAAAACAUGUAUCGGUAAAUCAUUAACAUACCGUGAUAUUGAAAAACAUUUUAAUUCAUCAUCAAAUCUAUUCUUUUUAUUUGGUAUAAAUAUUCAUCGACCAUUUCUAAAUGAAUAUGAUCAAACACAUGCUGAUGCAAACAUAUUUAUUAUAGUUAUUUGUAAAAGUAAUUCAUCUGAUUGUAUUUUACAAAGUGGAUCAUUACCAGUUGAAUAUAAACUUGAAUUUAGUAUUGAUGGUGUACCAUAUAGUGAUAAACAUUCAAAAAUUGAUCGUCUAUGGCAUCGAACAAAAUUGAUUAAUUAUGAAUUUCUUUAUGAACCAUAUAAUUCUCAUUCAUGUUAUGAUAAACCAGAGAAUGAGAAAGGUUCAAUUUGGAAAAAUUUUAUUAUGAAUAUGGAUUCAAAUGAAGAUGAAAAUAUUUAUUCAAAAUGGGUUGAAUUUGAUAUAGAAAUUAGUGAUGCUGGAGUUCAGUUUAUUGAAGGACAACAAUUAUAUAAUAAUACUGUUGUUCAACAAUUUACAUUAUACUUUUUUGUACCAACAUUUCAAUGUUUACAACCACCAUUAAUUUAUUUUGAUGGUUUUAUUUCUAGUAAAAUUUAUCUAUCAGCUUUUCAUUUUCAAUUAAUAUCACAUAAAUGUGAUUUACAUAAAUAUACAUGUUAUUUACAAAUGACAAAAGUACGAAUAGAUAAAUUGAGUUUAACAAAUAUGACAUUUUAUGAAAGUGAUACACUUAAUAUAAGUAUUAAUAAUCCAUUAUUUUUUUCUCAACGAAUUUCAUAUGAACAAAGUAUAAAACCAACUAAUUUUAUUGAUCGUAUUUAUGAAAAAGUGACCAUUGAAAAUAAUAUUUCAUUAUCUGAUAAUGAAUUUUAUCGUAAUGCAACAUGUAUUAAUAAAAAUGUAAUAACAUCAAGACAAUAUAUUUUAUGUACACAUGAUUAUUUCAAAAAUGAAUCCAUAAUAACAACAUUUCGAAUAGAUAUUAUUUUAUGUAGAUAUUCUAGAACAAAUACUAAUCAAUGUAUCUUUACUUUGUAUCAACAUGUAUUAGACGAACAUUUACGUUUAUUCAUACCAAUUAAAGGUGAUAAUAUAACAUUUGUUGGAUUUAUACGUCUUUCAACAGUCUUACCAAAUAAUGAAUGGACUAAUCAUCUUAAUGAACACUAUGAUAAAAUAUAUGCAAAUCAUCUAACAAAUAUGUAUGAUCAUAUGAUUGAAAUUAAAUCGAAUAUUAAUAGUCAAAAUUCCAUUAUUCGUUAUUAUCAAAUUAUAACUGAUCAAAAUCGUCUAUGUCAUCUCAUAUGUCGAAAUAAUUGUGUACAACAAUCACCAAAUCAUACAGAUUAUUAUAUAUCAACAUCAAAUAUUGAAUUAAUAUUAUAUUGUGUUAAAUGUAAUUUUAAUGAAACUUAUAAUAAAUUAAAUCAUUCAAUUGUUUAUUCUUACAUAAAAUUAUCACGCGAUGUUGCAUUAUUUAGAAUUCAAAUUACUAAUAGAGUUCCACCAAUAUCUUUCAAUUGUAUUAAUAAUCAAAAUAAAAGAUUAAUAGUCAAAGCAAAAUUUCAUUUAAUUAAUCAUACUCGAACAUUUUCUUGUUCAAUUAAUCCAAUGAUAAUUUAUCCAUAUCAUGAUGAAAUUAUUCUUGAAUGCAAUAAUUUUAGUACACGUGCAGAUAUUAUUAUUUGGGCUAUAACUAAAUUAAAUCAUGAAGAAGUUCGUAUUUUACUUAAUCCAUUAUAUGUUACUAAUGAAAUAUUUAAUUCAAAAAUUCGAAUGAAAAUUAAUGGUAUUCCACAUGGUAAUCAAGUCAUAUUAGAAAUAUCCUCAUCAUUAUUUGGAAUAAUUGAACGUUACGAAUUAUUGAUGAUGAAUCUAACUCAUAAAUUACUUAUAAAAAUGAAUAUAGCUUUAGAAUGGAAUUAUUUUUCUAGUGCAUUUCAAUUAAUGGAUCAUUAUUUAAAAAUCUAUGAAGAUGAUUUUUAUCUGUUAAAAAAUGGAACUAAUCCACGUUUCUAUUUAGUUGGUCUUAAUCAAACAUCAUAUUUAAUUAGUGUAAUUAAUUAUUAUCGUUUAGUUUUAAAUUAUAUUGAUAAAGAAUUACUUUAUAUCAAAGCAAUAGAUUUUUCACAAAAAAUCUAUUCAACUAUUUCAACACAUUUAUUCAAAUAUCAAAUCUUCUAUCCGGAACCAGACAAUGUUUAUCUCAAUGAUUAUUUGUCUUUGUUAGUUCAAUUAUCUUCACGACCUAAAAUCAUCACUUAUCAAACAUAUCAUCUAUUUCGACAUCUAAUGAAAUUUAUGUCCAUUUCUUUGCCUAACACAUCACCUUCAUUUCUUAGAAAAUUAUUUGAUCUCUGUAUAAAUUUACGUAUAUAUGUCACUGAUCCAAAAUCAAUACCAAUAUCAACCAUAAUUGAUACAAAAAGUUUAUUUGAAUUUAAUCAAAUAAUUAGUCGAAUUCUCACUAUGAUUCAUACUGAAUUAACAUUAAAUGGAUAUUCUGAUAGACGAAUGCAACAAAUCGAUAAUGGUCCACUUGAUUUUAUUCUUAAUAUGACAACACCAUAUAUUACAAAACGAUGGCUUCUAAAAUUUGAUCCAUUAAAUAUAAUGACAAAUCCUUUGGGUAUAUUAUAUUAUCCUCAAGAAUAUAUACCAGUUUAUCUUAAAACUUCUAAAAUAAUAUCUGAAGAUUAUCUUCUUGGUCAAUUAUUAUCAAUUGAAUCAAAUAAUAUAAAUAAUUUAACAUUAAAUUAUUCAUCAUAUAUAUCAUUUUCACUUGAACAAACAUAUUUAAAUAUAUCGAAUAUGUUACAAAAAUAUUUUUCAAAAAUCUUAUUAAUUCAUAUUAAAAAAGAUUAUUAUACACAUAAAUUUUCAUUUCAAAUGAAUACAACAAAAUUAGCUCGUAAUAUUUCAUUAAUUUUUUUUGAUUUACCAAAUUCUCAAAAAUAUCUAUUUACAAUAUAUAUAGCUUAUAAUAAUUCAUGUUUAAAAUCAAAAAUAAUUAAUGAUAAAUAUCUUAAAUAUAUAAUUAAUAUUGAUUUAUGGCAAAAUAAUUAUUUUGUUUAUUCAAUACCGAUUAAAUCAAUGUCAAUUGUAUGUGCACAAGUUGAAGUUACAUCAAAAGAUGUAUCUAUUCGAAAUUUAAAACGAACAGGAUAUUUUCUUGUUGUUGAAACAGGUUGUUAUGCAUUUAAUAGAAAUAUUAGUGAAGAUUAUUAUACAAAGUUACAAGAUGAUAAAUGUCAAUUGAUUAAUGAAAAUAAAAGCUUAUUAAAUGGUCAUUUAUUAUUACCAAAUGCUCAUGUAACAUGUUAUUGUCAUACACAUACAACAAAAUACUUUGUUUUAUGUCAACCAAAACCAAUUCUUGUUGAAUUCGAAUUAAAUGCUCAAACUUGGCUUCAUUUUUACAUUUAUCUUUCUUUAUUACUAUUUAUAUUUCUUAUUCUUGGUCUAUAUGCUAUUUAUAAAGAUACAUUAGAUGAUUAUAAACCUUUUAUAUAUUUUAUUGCUGAUAAUCAAGUAGCUGCUGUUAAUGUUCAUCUUUAUCAAUUAACGAUAUUCACUGGUCUUCAACAAUCAACAUCAAAAGAUUUUAAAAUUUACAUUCGUUUAAUUGGUGAAAAAUGUCAUGAUGAAUUACAUUGUUUAAAUUUAAAUUUAUCAAAUGUAUUUCAACGUGGAAGUGUUAAUCAAUUUUUAAUUACUAGUUUUAUCGAUAUAGGUCGAAUUGUUGCAUUGAAUAUGUGGCAUGAUGAAAUAAAUAUUAAAUCUGAUUAUUAUAUACGUCAUUGUAUAUUAUAUGAUUAUAAUUAUUAUCGAACAUAUUAUUUUUGUUGUUAUACAUGGUUAUCAUUACGAAAAGGUUUUAAUAUGAUUAAUGAAAUAUUUUAUGUUGCACAAGAAGUUGAUCAAUAUGCAUUUGGUCAUUUAUUUCUUUCAACAUAUUCAUGGCUUUAUUAUCAUUAUCAUUUAUUAAAUUCAAUAUUUAAUAAACAAAAAAUAAAUACAUUAUCAAGAAUAUAUCGUUUACAUAUUUAUUUUUGUUUAAUUAUAAUUCAACUUUAUUUUAUUCAAAUUCUUAUUAUAUCAUGUCGAAAUAUCGUGAUGAAUCAAAGAUGUGCUUAUAUAUUUCCAUCAUUUUUAUUUUUAGUUGAUCAAUCAUUUGUUGCAACUGAUUGGAUGGAAAUCUAUCAGAUCAUUCGUCUCAAUUUAUUUCCAUCACUUUUCAUUGCGCUAUUUCUCAGUUCACUUAUUGGUAUUCUUACACCAAUAUUUGUAUGGGGUUUAACAUGUUUAACAAAUCGUAUUGAACUCUAUCGUCAAUUAUCAACAGCUACAAGACGUUAUGAAAAUUUUAAUAAUUUCCAUGCAAUCAUAUAUACAAUGGCAUCAAGUAUAUCGGAUUUAAAUUCAUAUCGUCAAGAUAUAGAACAAUUUAAAUAUAUGCAUAAAUUUGAUUUACAACAUCGUUUUAGUAUUAGUACAUUAGGAGAAAAUGAUGAAACUAGUUCACAAUCAGAUAGUCAAAUUGAAUCAAAUAAUAAUUCUUAUGAUAGUCAACAAUAUAAAUCAAAUUUAAAUCUUAAUUCAUAUUCUUCAAUGAAAACAAAUCGACAAUUCGAAAUAAAUAAAAUACAAACACCAAUCGCUUUAAAAAAUCGUUCAAUUUCAAUCUCUCAACCAAAUAAUAAAUUUUCACAACAAAAUCAAUCACUCGAUGAUGAUGAAGUUUCAUUAUCAACUGAAAGUUCUCAAUCGAGUAUACAACAACAAAACAUCAACAUACCAACAAUUAAAUUAAGAAUUCAUUGGCCAAAAAAAUCUAAUCAACCAACAUUUAAUAUGUAUAUUUUCUAUUUAUUUAUUUUCUAUAGUAUAUCGAUUAUUCUUGGUAUAGUAUCGAUUGUAUCUAUGUAUUUAACAAUGAAAACAUUUACAGAAAUAGAAAAUUAUUUUUUAACAUCAGCAAUUAUAUUUAUACAUAUAUUAACGAUAUUAUUUACAUUAGUUUUUGAAAUAAUUGUUAUAUUAAUUAUAUCAUUACUUAAUGCAACAUUUUUUCAUAUAACAGAUGAAGAUAAAUUUAUUUCAUCUGUUGUUCAAAUUCCAAUUGUAUCUAUGAUUGAUAUUAAACAACAUCCAUUAAAUCAUACAUUUACACUUAAUCGAGAUAUUACAUUAACUGAUGUACAAUUACGUGAACGUAUUCGUGAACGUUUUCUUGAAUCAUCAAUUAUUCGUGCUGUUAGAGAUGUUAUUGGUUAUAUUGUAUUUAUGGUUAUUAUUAUUAUGGUCUUUGCUAAUACAUCAGAAAAUAUUGAAACACGUUUAACAAUGAGACAAUACACAUUACAAUUACUUCUUCGUGAAGAUAUUUUUCAAAAUAUUGAUCAUAUACCGGACACUAUGGAUUGGAUUAGUUACUUUAUUGAAAAUCGUCUUUUUCUUGAACAUAAAAAUUAUUUUUGUCAAAAAGAUACAUGUAAUUAUGUUCAAAUUCCUGAUUCUCCAUUAUAUUUAAGUAAAAGUAUUCGUAUACGUCAAAUUCGUGUUGAACGUAAAAAUUGUCAUGAAAAAAUAACUCAUCUAUUCUAUCCUUUAAUACCACCAAGUUGUUUUGUUGGUGGAAAAAAUUUAAUGAAUGAUAAAAAAUUUGUGAUUGGUGGUCAACGAAAAUGUUCCGGUUGGGAAGAACCUUUAAUAUCAAAUAAUUUAUGUAAAGAUAUGUGUAAUUAUACAUCAAUAUGGUCAGCAUUACCUUAUAAAAAAAUAACCAAAUUUUAUACAACAUAUGAAUCACCAUGGUAUUAUAUGUUUCAUUUAUUACCAAAAGAAACAGUUGAACGUUGUAAUCGUAAAAGAAAAUAUUAUGAUUUGAAUAAAUAUAAUUGGUUAGAUGAAAAAACUUUAGUUUUAAUGAUUGAAGGAAAUUUGUAUUCUCCUCAAACAUCAUCAAUGAUUUCGUUUGUUUUAAUUAUUGAAAAAAAUCAAUAUGGAAUGAUUGAAAAAGAUAUUUUUAUUGAAGUAUCUGAUUAUAUAUUAGCAACAAUUGAUGAUAAUACAUUACAACAGAAUGAUACUGAACAAAUAUCAACAAAUGAAAGCGAUACUGAAAAACAAUUUGUUAUGACUAAUUCCUUAUUUGCUGUUUUAGUAUUUGUAAUUUUUACAACAAAAUUAUUCGAUCUAGCAAAAUUUACAAGAAAUUUUGGUUUUUAUGGUUUUGUUUUUUUUCUUCGUACAUUAUCAAAUAUAAUUGAUGGUAUAUUAUUAAUACUUUGUUGUUAUUAUUUUUUAUUAGUUUAUUUUGAUCAAAAUGUACUUCAAUUAAAUAAUCUAAUACAAUCAUUAAAUAUUCAUCAUUUAUUUGUAUCAUUUCGUGUAUUAAUUAUAAAUAAUACAAUAUUAAAUCAUUUAAUUGGUUUAAUAUGUUUAUUUGCUAUAUUUAAAUUACUUUAUUUACUUAAAUUUAAUCCAAAAACAUAUUUACUUGCUGAAACAAUGUAUAAAUCAGCUGAAGGUUUUAUUUUAAUAUUAUGUUUUGCAUUUUUAAAUUAUUUUAUAUUUACAUUAAUUGGUCGUUUAUUUUUUUCAAAUGAAGAAAAUUUUAAAACAUUUUUUGUUGCUUUUCGUGUUGUUUUAAUAUCAUCAAUAAAAGAUGCAGCAUCAACAGAUAAUGUUAUAUUAGGUACAAUAUCAAGAACAUUAUGGCAAUUUUUUCUUUGGGUUUUUUCUGCAAAAAUUAUUGAAUAUUUUUUAAUAUCAUUUGUUGUACAAAAAUUUUCAAAUAUUAGAAAAACACAUCAAUUAACAGAUGAAGAAAGAAUUGUUGGAAGAAUAUUUCAAACAUUUUGGACUUAUUUCGCUUUUAAUAAAAAAUAA